AUGUUCAGCAGGUUUCAUGUCUCGCAGGCAUCUUUCUUAAGUGUGUGGGUGGAAAGGAAAGCCAUUUUUGGUCAAUCUGAACAAGAAGAUCCUCAUGAUGUUUGUGAAGAUGGUGAAUUACGAGAAGAUGACGCUGCAAGCACUAUUGAUGAUGAGGAAUAUAUCCCUCCCGUCAAUAAAAUCAGUGACUCUUCCGACAGCGAUUUUGUAACUGCUGGACAAGAGGAAGCAGAGAAGUUGCAAAUAAAUGUUGCUUUACCUAUAGCAGACACAGUGAAAGGAAAAAUUCAGAUGGAAGGUAAUAUUUCCACUGGGAGUAGUGAGACAGCUAAUGAGGGAACAACAUGGACUAUUACACGAACGAAAGCUGUUCCUGGAAGACGUCCACAGCAAAACACCUCGAAAGUAGCACCAGGACCUAUCACCAGGACCUAUAGGCUAUGUGAAGAGAAGUGUACAGAAAAUAGAGGUCUCCGAGAGCUACAUCAUGCUGAGUGGACCAUCAGCGUCAAUGCAAUAGAAGCCGCAAUAUCACUUAUGUGUUUACGAGGCAUAUAUGGAGCAAAAAACUUUCUGUUGAAGCUGUUAUGGUCGAAUACAUGUGGACCAGCAUUUUUUCGGAACACAAUGAACAGAAAUAAGUUCACCGAAAUUUUACCGCUUAUGUGA
This is a messenger RNA of Schistocerca gregaria, 669 nucleotides long. RefSeq lists its product as uncharacterized. The transcript is spliced from 4 exons. The coding region runs from base 1 to 669 and encodes 222 amino acids. The record is from RefSeq and is a predicted model, not a curated record. NCBI's taxonomy places the organism in Eukaryota, Metazoa, Arthropoda, Insecta, Orthoptera, Acrididae.